Agrilus planipennis (emerald ash borer) is the source of this 2388-nucleotide messenger RNA. RefSeq names its product ATP-binding cassette sub-family F member 2. The record is from RefSeq and is a predicted model, not a curated record. NCBI's taxonomy places the organism in Eukaryota, Metazoa, Arthropoda, Insecta, Coleoptera, Buprestidae. Gene Ontology annotation, molecular function: ATP binding; ATP hydrolysis activity. The transcript has 10 exons. The coding region runs from base 54 to 1925 and encodes 623 amino acids.
AAUUAUUAUUGUUAAUCAAUUAAUUUUACAACUACCAUUGGGUAAUCCGUACAAUGCCGUCUGACGCUAAAAAACGCGAGCAACAACGGAAAAAAGAAGCUUCUAAAGCUCGUCAGGCUGGAAAGAAAACGCAAAAUAAUACUAAACAAGAUGAAAAGAAUAAUUCAAUAACUAACGGCGAUUGUGAACAAAACGGAUUAAGUGCAGAAGAAGCACUUUGUAAAAAGUUAGAAGCAGAUGCCAGGUUAAAUGCAGAAGCAAGAGCUUGCACUGGGAGCUUGGCUGUACAUCCUAAAUCAAGAGAUAUCAAAAUUGAAAAUUUCUCUAUCACUUUCCAUGGCUGUGAAAUGUUGCAAGAUGCACUGUUGGAAUUGAACUGUGGUCGACGUUAUGGUUUGUUGGGACCCAAUGGCUGUGGAAAAUCAACCAUUAUGGCAGUUCUUGGAAAUAGAGAAGUUCCUAUCCCUGAACAUAUUGAUAUAUUUCAUUUGACAAGAGAGAUGCCAGCCUCUGAUAAAAGUGCUUUGCAGUGUGUUAUGGAAGUUGAUGAAGAAAGAUUAAGGCUAGAAAAACUUGCUGAAGCACUUGUUGAAUGUCAAGAUGAUGAUUCUCAAGAACAACUUAUGGAUGUGUAUGAGCGUUUGGAUGAUAUUUCGGCUGAUACUGCAGAAGCGAGAGCUGCAGAAAUCUUACAUGGUUUAGGAUUUAACAAGGAGAUGCAGCAGCAAAAAACCAGAGAUUUCAGUGGUGGUUGGAGAAUGAGGAUUGCACUUGCCAGGGCUCUGUAUGUCAAACCACAUCUGUUACUGUUGGAUGAGCCCACCAAUCAUCUUGAUUUAGAUGCUUGUGUAUGGUUGGAAGAGUAUUUGAAAAAUUACAAGAGGAUUUUGGUGAUUAUUUCUCAUUCACAAGAUUUCUUAAAUGGUGUGUGUACAAACAUCAUCCAUGUAACAAAAAAACGUCUAAAGUACUACACAGGUAAUUAUGAUGCUUUUGUCCGCACAAGAAUGGAACUGCUGGAAAAUCAAAUGAAGCAAUAUAACUGGGAACAAGAUCAGAUCAAUCAUAUGAAGAACUACAUUGCCAGAUUUGGUCAUGGUUCUGCAAAAUUAGCUCGUCAAGCUCAGUCCAAGGAAAAAACUCUUGCAAAAAUGAUGGCUGGUGGUUUGACAGAAAAGGUGAUUUCAGACAAAAGUGUUUCUUUCUAUUUUCCAAGCUGCGGCACUAUUCCACCUCCUGUCAUCAUGGUCCAGAAUGUAAGUUUCAGAUAUUCGGAUAAUGGACCAUGGAUCUACAAAAAUUUGGAAUUUGGCAUUGAUUUGGACACUAGACUUGCCUUAGUAGGGCCUAAUGGUGCCGGAAAAAGUACUCUUUUGAAGCUAUUAUAUGGAGAUCUAAUUCCAACAGAAGGCAUGAUUAGAAAGAAUUCUCAUCUGAGGAUUGCCAGAUAUCAUCAGCAUUUACAUGAACUUUUAGAUUUGGAUGUUUCGCCCUUGGAAUACAUGAUGAAAUCAUUUCCUGAAGUCAAGGAAAAGGAAGAGAUGAGGAAAAUUAUUGGCCGUUAUGGAUUAACUGGAAGACAACAGGUUUGCCCAAUAAGACAGCUUUCUGAUGGCCAGCGAUGUAGAGUCGUAUUUGCUUGGUUGGCAUGGCAAGCCCCUCAUCUCUUACUGUUGGACGAACCCACCAAUCAUUUGGACAUGGAAACCAUCGAUGCCUUGGCCGACGCUAUUAAUGACUUUGAAGGCGGAAUGGUGCUCGUUAGUCACGACUUUAGACUCAUUAAUCAGGUCGCUGAAGAAAUUUGGGUGUGUGAAAAUGGAACGGUAACGAAGUGGAAAGGUGAUAUCCUCAAUUAUAAAGAGCACCUUAGAAGCAAGAUCACAAAAGAAAACGACAAGAAUGCGAAGAACAACCGAAAAUAAUGUAAUGAAUUUAUAGGUUGAUUUAUUCACUUUAAAAACUUAUCUGAGGAUUUUAACAUUUUUAUUUAUUUAUUUUCGAUUAUUAUUUUGUAGGAGCUAUUCUAUGUCGCUUUAUUUAGUUGCUUAUUUAUAGCAGUAUAUUUAUAUAAAAAAGUAGGUAUUAAAAGUUUCAGUAUCGUUUGUUAGUCCACUAAUUUUUCAAUGAAAAGAAAAAUCUAGUUCUGGGAGUUGUGUAUUUACUUCGUUCGUUUUAGAACUAAAAGCAUAUCGUUUGUUCUACUACUUUUACUACCACAAAUUUUGCAUGAUUAAAAAAAUACUACUUAAUAAAAUUUGAAAUAGCUUCAAUUUCGAAAAUAGGUAAAAUCAAAUUGUAAUAAACCGUAUAAAUAAACAAUGAAGUAUAAUUGUGAUUGUUAUUGAAACUGUUAAAGUCCUUUUGAAAUAAAAACAUUAAAUCCAA